Aureobasidium musti is the source of this 1029-nucleotide messenger RNA. The record is from the annotation of a GenBank genome assembly. NCBI's taxonomy places the organism in Eukaryota, Fungi, Ascomycota, Dothideomycetes, Dothideales, Saccotheciaceae.
AUGUGGGACAAAGCUAGAAAUGACCCAGAAAGACAAGACGAAUUCAUCAAGCGAGAGAAAGAACUUGCUGAAAACUUUUUGGCCAGAAUGAUCGAACGAGGGUCACAAGUUCGUCGGUACUGGAACGAUCGUGGGACCGCUGGAGAUUUGAUCCGCGAGCUCGUUCGACACAAACCGGUCGCUCUCGAUAUCCAAUCAGAGUUGGUUGAUGAGCAUAAGGAUCUGGUCGACACUGCGGCAGGUUCAUUCAUCGAUGAAGGACUUGAGAAGUUGCACAAGAAGCGUGAAGCUAAGAAAGAGUAUGAAGAAAUCUUGGAAAAGAUGCGGAUCAACGAAGAAGAAACCAGACUGCUCCAUGAACAACACCUUAAUGAGAUAGGCCGCCAACGAGACAAAGAAGCCUAUGCCCGCGCUAACGAUGCUCGUGCAUACGACAAGAAGCUGAAAGACCUGCAAAAGUCCUUCGAGAAUCAGCUGAAUGAGUCUUCAAAACAAGCGGAUCGGCAGAUGAAAGCUUACGAAGAGGAUAUCCGACGCCUACAAGAAGAGCAAAGCAAAGAUCGUUCCGACCUCAUUAAGCAGUACAAGCGCGAGGUAGUUCAGAUGCGGGAUGCCUCUGAGACUAGGAAUCAGUUUGAAAGACACCUUAGAGACAAUGACGCAGCUUCUCGCGCACAGAUAUCCAGACUAGAUGCAGAAGUACAGAAGCUGAGCUUUGCUAACGCUGGCCGAGAAACCGAGAUCAAUCGGUUGCAAGCCGCCACACAGGAUAGCAAUAAUAACGACAACACUAAGAACUCAGAUGAAGAUAAGAAUGAACAGGGCCGCCGAUUCGAUAGUGGUUUCAUCCAAGGAGAAAGGGGCGGUAGGUCCAUACCUCCGCCGCCACCACCUCCACAGCUACUCAAGAUCCCACCGCCAGCCAAACACUGGCUUGCUCGAGGUGAGGAUGAAAGGCGUGAGAACCAGCGGCGGCAACGCGUGUAUGAGCAACAGUUGAAUGCCUAUUACGCAAAGUAUGGAAGCUAA